Messenger RNA from Dibothriocephalus latus, 483 nucleotides. Lineage: Eukaryota; Metazoa; Platyhelminthes; Cestoda; Diphyllobothriidea; Diphyllobothriidae. The record is from the annotation of a GenBank genome assembly.
AUGUUGUUAAUACCUCAGUGUCAAUUUGUGAAGAAUCUUAAGCUGCUUGUUCGUCGGGUGCACGACCUUUAUGCUCCAUACUUGUUUAUACCUUUUUCAGACUCACCCAAUUUGAACCUCUACCUGGAAUCUAUCUACUCCUCACAAUACGACCAAACUCAUCAUCAUCGUCAAUCAGGUGACAAUUCGGCAGUCUCUGCAGCCCUCCUAGGGUUCCGUUUCUUGGCCACCGCUGCCGCGAAAUUUGCCCAAACCUUGGACAAAUGCAUGGACAGCUACGUGCCAAACACAUCCUCUUCCGAUGUAUUUGCGCUGUUCAACGCUUCCGCUGCGAUCUUGGACUAUGUAAAUUACACGCAGCUACAUGAGCAAAUUGAAAAGUACUCCUUCCUCUCAACCAAUCAGCUUUCGACUGCCCUGGCCCUCCGACCUACCGUCGGUCGGCCAUCUUUGGUUCUGCGGGUUGGGCUCUCCCCGAUCGGA